Baudoinia panamericana UAMH 10762 is the source of this 743-nucleotide messenger RNA. RefSeq lists its product as uncharacterized. The transcript has 2 exons. Lineage: Eukaryota; Fungi; Ascomycota; Dothideomycetes; Mycosphaerellales; Teratosphaeriaceae. Bases 221 to 670 code for a protein of 149 amino acids. The record is from RefSeq and is a predicted model, not a curated record.
AGCGUCUCAAACAGCCCACAAACCCUCCAGCUCCCACCAUAAUCCACCAACACAGCGCGAAGCCAGCGCGCGGCAGGUUCCUUGUAUCGCUUUUCGACUUGGCAUAUCCCCGGCACCCCAGCAACCACAUAAUAUUGCCCAUUACGUUUUCAAAAGCAACCCGCCAGUCCAAUGAGGACCAGCCAAAGUUCGUGGAAAGCGGGAGUACUACUAUUAGCAGAUGGCGAUAAUGGCAGGCGACUGCCGUCAUGAGUGCGAAAGAGGGAGCACGAGCUUACCAUCACGGGUCACGGUUGCAAGCCCGACCGCAAGUGCAGAUGCAGGCAUGCGCUUGGACUUGCGCUUGGACUUGCACUUGCCUCUUGCCAGUAUACACCACAAAUCCCCUUCACCAGCAGUCCGCACAUGUUACCUCACGCCAUCCGCCCAAUUCACCGCCAACGAACCCAUCCAAAACCCUCCAAUGCCACGAAAGCCGCCGCCGCCGCUGCAAAAAUCCCCAUACCUAACUUACAAUCCCCACCACCAUUACCGCCACCACAUACAGGCUCCAGCACAGCUCCCCAGGGAAGCGGUUUUGACUACCACUACCAACCCCCCUUCCCCGUCUUCCGGACCCAAACGUAACGUAGCAUACAGCGCGGACAACAGGCGCGCGCGUAAGGCUUAGCUUACGCUUUGCUACGAUCAACAACGAUCCUUCAUGCCACGGUUAGACCGGCACCCCCAUUUCUGUCUUGCAA